This is a messenger RNA of Acaulospora morrowiae, 435 nucleotides long. The record is from the annotation of a GenBank genome assembly. NCBI's taxonomy places the organism in Eukaryota, Fungi, Glomeromycota, Glomeromycetes, Diversisporales, Acaulosporaceae.
AUGCAGUGUAUGGAUAACCGGAUUAUAGAAUUGAACCACGUUGCCGAUGGUGGUUCAUCCAGGGUUCUGAAAAAAAUUCUGGUCAUUAAUGGCAACGAAACAUCUGUUGCCAUGAAGAUUGUAAAUAAAAAAUCGAAUGAAGCUGACAGAGAGCUUAAAACUUAUUCCGAGAUAAAAUCCCACGAAAACAUUAUCAAGUUUUAUGAGUCACGUCACGAACCGGAUAAAUCCUAUACAUUUGUUUUAGAAUUUGCGGAGCUGGGAAGUCUACGUGAGGUCUCUGUGAUCUUCGAUGAUCCUGUGACCGAAAAUGUUGAUGCCGUCGCGCUACACGUUUUGAUCGCAUUAUGCGGUUGUGGUUUCAACACUUUUACUUUUAACAUCAUAUUUGCCAUAAGUAUCAAUAUUAAUAUUUAUUCCCAGUUUAGUCGAUAA